UCGCAGGCUAAGUAUCUUCCGGGCGUUGCUCCGCAAGCAUUUUAGGUUUGGAUGCACGUUCUUCUCCAAAAAAAAUGCCUAAAAGAUCUUAUCCUUUCGCUGAAUCUUUCUCAUCGCAGUAUAAAAUUCACAUUGGACAAAAGGAGUUGAAUAAUCACGGCGUAUAUGGGGACAAGUACAGACAAGAAAUCUACGAAAAGACAAAGACCCUGCUCUUCAAUGGUACCAAAGCUGUCAUGGGGAAAAUCUGGAAUAUAGAUACGGAGAAGUGUUCAACGAUACAGCCUUCGGGGCCAGGUGUGACACCUGACGUGAGCCGGACACUACUGAGGGGACAGGCACUGAUUGGACAGGAUGGCAGACUUACACCUGUUCAAGGUGCUGUGUUGGUUUCAAAGGGCAGCUGUGUGUGUCAGAAGGCCCAGAGGACCAGGAGGCAGUGCUCCCAGUGUGACCGCCCAGCCUGCCCCUCCUGCAUCCAGCAGUGCUCCAACUGCUCCAACCCCUGUUGCUCUAUCUGCAUUGUCAUCGAUUACAGUGGCCAGUAUGAGCAAGUACUGUGCUGCGGCUGCUUAUCGUAAUCAACAACAGAACAUGGGGAAAUUAAGCAUUAUGCUUGAAUGUUUUAGUAGUUAUUUUACAUUAAAGAUUCUUAACUCUAAAUUGUUAUACAUGUUUAUGCUUAUUUUUUAAACUCUAAAUUGUUAUACAUGUUUAUGCUUAUUUUUUAAAAUCUUAACCAUGAUCCAACUGUAUUUUUGUAUAUAGGUAUUUUGCUAUGUUUGUGGAAUAAAUAUUUGGACGCUUUA
This is a messenger RNA of Salvelinus fontinalis (brook trout), 809 nucleotides long. RefSeq names its product apoptosis regulatory protein Siva-like. Lineage: Eukaryota; Metazoa; Chordata; Actinopteri; Salmoniformes; Salmonidae. Gene Ontology annotation, molecular function: CD27 receptor binding. Gene Ontology annotation, biological process: extrinsic apoptotic signaling pathway. The coding region runs from base 75 to 581 and encodes 168 amino acids. The record is from RefSeq and is a predicted model, not a curated record. The transcript has 4 exons.